AGAAAGAUCUCAUCUUUGAAUUGAAAGCUGGCGAGCAAGUGGUGGGAAAGAGCCGCCGAUACGCCGGCGAUGGCCGGAGUUAACCCCAGCUCCUCGGCUUACAUCCAUCAGCCACCUUCCGACCAAGACAAGAGCCCAUCAAAAGAACUAACCACCGCUGUUGAUGAGCCGCCGUCUACGUCCUCGGCCUCAGCUCGGCGGCCGCGUGGCCGCCCGUCGGGAUCCAAGAACAAGCCAAAGCCGCCGAUCAUCGUUACCCGGGACAACCCCAGCGCGCUUCGCUCUCACGUGCUGGAAGUCUCGAGCGGCGCCGACGUGGUCGAGAGCCUGUCGGAGUAUGCUCGCCGACGUGGGCGUGGUGUCUGUGUGUUGUCCGGUGGCGGGGCAGUCGUCAAUGUAGGUCUCCGGCAGCCUGGUGCUUCGCCGCCGGGGAGUGUUGUAGCAACAUUGAGAGGGAGGUUUGAGAUACUCUCGUUGACCGGAACUGUGUUGCCGCCUCCGGCUCCACCAGGAGCUGGUGGCUUAACUGUUUUUCUGGCCGGCGGGCAAGGGCAAGUAGUGGGUGGGAGUGUGGUGGCGCCGCUGGUGGCGGCGGGGCCGGUGGUGUUGAUGGUGGCGUCGUUCGGCAACGCUAUUUAUGAGCGGUUACCUCUGGAAGGCGAUGACGAUGGAACGGUGCAACAGCAGCUGCCGGACGCCUCGCAGUCUUCCAGUGUCACCGGCGGUGAGGGUGGUGCUGCUCCUUUUCAUGGUUUGGGUGGUGGGUUUCAGUUCCCCGGCGAUGUAGGUGGGUGGGUUGGUGGUGCUAGACCACCAUUUUAAUUAAUCAACCCAAUAAAAACCUUUGCUUUAAUUUUUAUUGCGUAUUAAUUUAGUUUGUUGUUAUUGUUUUUCUCUCUCUCUUUU
Molecule: messenger RNA, 906 nt
Organism: Dioscorea cayenensis subsp. rotundata (Guinea yam)
Lineage: Eukaryota; Viridiplantae; Streptophyta; Magnoliopsida; Dioscoreales; Dioscoreaceae
Product: AT-hook motif nuclear-localized protein 25-like
Exons: 1
Coding region: 70-822 (250 amino acids)
Biological process (GO): vegetative to reproductive phase transition of meristem
Cellular component (GO): nucleus
Molecular function (GO): minor groove of adenine-thymine-rich DNA binding; DNA-binding transcription factor activity
Source: RefSeq, a predicted model, not a curated record